AUGACAAAUACAGCAUUUAGUGUGUUUGCGUCUAGUCAAUUUGUACCUACCAUGUCACUUGAUAAUGCUGUAUCACCGGAACCCAAUAUGACUUCAUUUGGUGCUGAUCCAGCUGAAUUCUUGGGUACCAUUUAUCAUCUUGAAGAUCCUUUAAUAUAUCAAGCCGGUGGGCUAUUUCGCCCAGUGACUAGUACAGCAACAAGUCAAAUUCAAAUUAAAAAUCCAGGUGCCACCAAAGAUGACAACAGUGGUAAUGAACGAUGGUCUUUGCUGAUUCGCUACCCUUAUGAGCUCACGGUCCGAGGCGUGCUCAAGUAUCAAACAUUACCGUUUAUGCCUUGGUUGAUGCAAUUGCAUUCAGCACGCGUAUGCAAAAUGUCUCGUAUUGAUCCAGCGACAGGCAAGAUUUCUGAUGAUGUGUCUAUGCCUGAAAAAUCCAUUUGUGAUGACCCUUCGCCUGUAGAAGGAUCAUGA
Molecule: messenger RNA, 474 nt
Organism: Gilbertella persicaria
Lineage: Eukaryota; Fungi; Mucoromycota; Mucoromycetes; Mucorales; Choanephoraceae
Exons: 2
Coding region: 1-474 (157 amino acids)
Biological process (GO): positive regulation of phosphatidylinositol biosynthetic process; protein localization to vacuolar membrane; vacuole inheritance
Cellular component (GO): PAS complex; fungal-type vacuole membrane
Source: RefSeq, a predicted model, not a curated record